This is a messenger RNA of Diversispora eburnea, 2526 nucleotides long. NCBI's taxonomy places the organism in Eukaryota, Fungi, Glomeromycota, Glomeromycetes, Diversisporales, Diversisporaceae. The record is from the annotation of a GenBank genome assembly.
AUGUCUCGAUUUUUCAAAGGUAGUUCUGAUAGUGAAUCAGAGGACGAUGAAAUUACUUCUUCAGAUGAAGAAGAAUUAGAUGUGGAAACCCAUGAAGUUCCUUCUGGAGCUCGAAGAAGAUUUCUUAAGGGUGCUGGUGGUAUAGAAUCUGAUGAAUCCGAUGAAGACGACACAAAACGUGAAGUCAGAUCAGCUAAGGAUAAAAGGAUAUUAGCAUUAGAAAUUUCUGCAAAAACUAUUGAAAAUGCACAAAAGAUCAAUGAUUGGGUUGCUAUUCAAAAUGAAUUUGAUAAAUUGAAUAAGAUAUUGACCAAAGGAUCUAUUGGGUCAAUUGCUGUGCCACGAUUUUAUAUAAAAACUGUUGCAAUGCUUGAAGAUUUUCUUAAUGAAUCUUUAAUAAAGGAAAAAGAAUCAAAGAAAAAAAUGAAUGCAAUGAAUGCUAGAGCAUUAAAUACAAUGAAACAAAAGAUCAAAAAGAAUAAUCGAUUAUAUGAAGUAGAAAUAGAAAAAUGGCGAUUGAAUCCAGAAGAGAACGACGAAGAGACUCCAACCGAGGUUGUUAAAAAGAAAAAGGUGGACCUUGAUGAUUUUGAUGAGACAUUGGCAGAUGAAGAGUUUGAAAAAGAAGAUGCAGAAGGAGAUUUUAUUACUGUUAGUAAAUAUAAUAAGCCGAUAGAAUAUACUUCUGAAAAUUUAUUUAAAAAAUUAAGAGAAGUGAUGGAAGCAAGAGGAAAAAAGAAUACGGAUCGUUUAGAACAAAUAAAAAUUCUUCAAAAAUUACUAGAAGUUGCGAUAACACCAUAUCAACAAAUUCGAGUUUUACUUGCUUUAAUACCAGCCCAAUUUGAUUAUAAUCCAAGUAUGAGUAAUUAUAUGAAUGUUGAUAUGUGGAAAAGUACUCUAAAGGAAAUUAAUCAACUUUUAAUGAUUCUUGAAACAAACCCAAAGUAUAUAAUUCACGAAAGUGCUGAAGAGGAAUUAUUAGAUAAAGAACCGAUAAUUGAAGUUGAUCAAACUCCAUUUGCGAUACGAGGAUCGUUUGUUUCAUUCAUCGAUCGAUUAGAUGAUGAAUUCACAAAAUCUUUACAAAAUAUUGAUCCACACACAACUGAUUAUGUGGAUAGAUUAAAAGAUGAGACUGAAUUAUAUGCUACAAUUGUUAGAGGUCAAAUCUAUUUUGAAAAGAAUCUGUUGAACGAGAGUACAAGUAGGGUUGUCAUGAGAAGAUUAGAACAUUUGUACUAUAAGCCCGAUCAAGUUAUACAAACAGUUGAAAAUUCUGUUAAACAAAUAUUUCCGGAAAGUUCAAAAUCUACUAUAACGCCUGCAUCCUCGGAGGUUGAUUCCACAGAAUUGAUUCAUUCUCUUUGCGUUUAUUUAUAUAAGAAAGGAGAAUCUCUUCACCGUACUCGUGCAAUGCUUUGUCAUAUUUAUCAUCAUGCAUUACACAAUCGUUUUUAUGUUGCUAGAGACAUGCUCCUGAUGUCUCAUUUGCAAGAUAAUAUUCAUCAAAGUGAUGUGGGAACUCAAAUUUUACAUAAUCGUACCAUGGUACAAGUUGGUCUUUGUGCAUUUCGAGAUGGAAUGAUUAAAGAAGCACAAAGUUGUUUACAAGAUAUUUGCGGUACGGGUCGAGUUAAAGAGUUAUUAGCCCAGGGUUUACAAUUACAAAAAUACGCACAACAUCCACCCGAGCAGGAAAAAUUGGAUCGUCAACGUCAAUUACCAUUUCACAUGCAUAUCAAUUUGGAAUUGUUGGAAUGUGCUUAUUUGACUUGUUCGAUGCUUUUAGAAAUCCCAAGUAUGGCAGCAGCAGGUUCUAAUCCCGAAGCUCGUAAGAAAAUAAUUUCUAAGCCAUUUAGGAGAAUGUUAGAUUUUAAUGAAAGACAAGUCUUUAGUGGCCCACCGGAAAAUACUAGAGAUCAUAUUAUGGGAGCGGCCAAAGCGCUGGCCGCAGGGGAAUGGCAAAGAUGUCAAGAACUUAUCAGUGCCAUUAAAAUUUGGGAUUUAAUGCCAAAUACCCAAAAUAUAAAGGAUAUGUUAAAUCGAAAGAUUCAGGAAGAAGGUCUACGCACUUAUCUUUUCACAUAUUCCUCUCAUUACGUUACGUUAGGACUUGAUCAAUUAGCAAACAUGUUCUCAUUACCAGUGAAUUCAGUUACAUCCAUUAUUUCAAAAAUGAUUUGGAAUGAAGAAUUGGCGGCAUCAUUGGAUCAAGUAGAUAAUAAUGUUGUAUUGCAUCGCGUAGAACCUACUAAAGUACAACAAUUGGCUUUAUCGUUUGCUGAAAAAGCUGCAUCAUUUGUUGAAGCGAACGAGAGAACUUUGGAACAAAAACAGACAUCAGGACAAAAUCAAAGAGAUCAGCAAAGACAAAAAGGUCAAUCUAAUCAACAACAUCAAAACACCGAGAAGAGAACUACUCAUCAUCAAAAGAAUAAUCAGCAACGAGUUCGAAAUAAUUUCAAUAAUGUAUUGGGUAAUAGUGUAAAAGGCAGAACACAACAAAAUCGUUAUCGAGCUUAA